CAGACACUUCGGAGCAAGUGGAGUUCAGUUGCGACUUUGCGAGGUCAGACACUUCGGAGCCACCACCGAUGAUGGAGCGGGGAAAACUACGGCAAGUUUCCCCAUUUCUCUUUCGAAUCCCUAUAAAUGCGCUCCAUGGAAACUGCAUUUCAGUCUGCAGAGUGGAGAGCAGGCGAGCAACGCCACCAAGACGCUUCAAGUGGCGGAGCAGAGCGGCAGCUAGCGUCCGAUGCCGCCGAAGCGGCGGCGGGAGGGCAGUGGUGGGUCCGGCGGCGUCGGCGGCGGCGGCGGGAGAGGAGCAAGAGCAGGAGUUGGUGGUGGUGCUGGUGGCGGAGGCGGAAGCUGGCCAAAGCAACCGCCUCCGCCGCCGCCUCGUGCGCCGGCGCUAAAGAGGCGAUGCCGUUCGUUCGACCUUGAGAUUAGGGGCUGCAGGCACAUCCAGGAACUCACCACCAGGGUGGAGGCGAUGGAGGCUGCCAUUAACCGGAUACCGGAAGAACUGAGAAAAGUACUUGCGAGCCAUUUCAACAUUAUUCCUGGAGCAAGAAUUGAAAAGAACCUGCCUCCAACCUACAAACUUGUUUUCAUGAAUAGCAUGAGUGAUGAAAUGUUUACAAAAAGGGAUGUCCGUGCGGUGGAUGGGGGUCAAAUCAAGGUUAAAAUGAUUGUAAGCAAUCAGCAAGAUAAAGAUUGUUCCCGUCUUCUUUCCUCCAAUGUCAAGAUUGUAGUUCUCGAUGGUGACUUCAAUGUGGACAAUCGUGAGGGCUGGACAUCUGACGAGUUUGACGACCAUAUAGUACGUCCACGUGACAAAGUUGGAGCAGUGCUUACGGGAAAGCUGGAUGUUAAACUGAAAGAUGGUGAGGCUUGUCUCCAUGACAUUACCUUCAUUGAUAAUUCCAGCUUCACAAGGAGUCGAAAGUUCAGGCUUGGGGUAAAGCUUCUUGAUGAUUUUGGCGAGCGAGUUCAAGAAGGUGUAACUGAACCUUUCAUUGUUAAGGACCGCCGUGGAGAAGGAUACAGAAAGCGUGAAAUUCCAAGGUUAGAUGAUAAAGUAUGGUGCCUGAAAAAGAUUGGAAAAGGUGGUGUCUUCCAUAAGGCAUUGGAAGCUAAUGGCAUUUCUUCAGUUGAGCACUUAAUGAGGUUGUAUUAUAAGGAUGAGAAAGCUCUGCGCAAUAUCCUCGGUAAUGUCUCACCGGCUGCCUGGAAAACUAUUAUUGAUCAUGCUAAGAAGUGUGAUCCUGGGAGAUCCCUUUACUCUCACUUUAUUGAAGACAAGAACAUUAGGGUGUACGUCAGUUCUCUGGGUCAGAUUGUUGGAGCAACAAUAGCUGGUCAAUAUAAUGCUUUUUGUGAUCUUGAUACUCUUAGCAAGGCCCAAUUGGGAGAAUUAAGCAAGGAUGCAUAUAAAUAUAUAACCUACCAUCAUCAUGAUUAUGAAAUGUAUAAUGGGCAGCCAAGACCAAUUAACUGCAGCACACUCCAGGAAUCUAUCAUUCCUGGGCAUAAGCCUACUGAACCUGAUGAUCAAACUAUUCAUGAAGCAGAUGAGCAUGGAACUUCAAAGGUCAAUGGAUUUUCUGGUACUCUCUCCCAGCAGUGUAUAUUUGGAAGGAUUGGAUCUGUGCGAGUGAGGACCUUACCUUCUGUACCAGAAAACAAUGAAACUGAUGCGUCUUUUGACAUCGAUGUCCAGAUGGGAUCUGGUACUGGAUUUCAGUAUGAAGCUCCGGAAGAAUAUUACACUGCUGGUUCAGUAACACUUCAUUGCCCGACCACUGCUUCAAGCGAAAUUAUAGCAUCAGUAGCACUGGAUCAAACAGCCUUGGCAAACCAUCAGGAGGAUUAUCAGAUGUCUUUCACAAACAAUGGUCCUUCACUUGGUCACUGGUAUCCGGAGCAAGAGCAUCUAAUGGCUUCUCAGUAUGCAUCUCCUUUCCCACUGAUUAUGCAAGCUGGUGAUCCUGUUUUGUCGACACAAAGCAGCUUUAACAUUGAUGAGUUUAUCAAAGACCUCCCGCACGAUAAAUAUCAGUUCUGCGCACCCGAUGUGAGUAUGCUGCCAACCGAUAUUGGCUGCAGCAUGACGAAGCUGCCUGCCUAUCGUAGGUGGGUUAAAUUGAGCGCGCUUGUCAAGUGGAAGGCUAUAAUGAGGGCUUCGAAGCGAGCAAGACUUGUUUGAGCAAGAAAGUUGGAGCUCCUGAGCAGUUCACACAAAUGAAACUGAUGUUGAUAUUUUGUUCUUGCAGUAGUCUAAAUUCUUUGCUGUGGCUUUAUUGUAUUCAUUGUUUAUUUAUUCUGUACUAAUAUUCGUAUUGUAUUCAUUGUUUAAACUCAAAGAGAGCAAGACUUAAUGCUUGUACUGUGAUGUACCAAUAUGGUGAGAUUUCUGUAACUUAUCAUGAACUUGCGACUUGUAUUGCUGGUAGUCCCAAAGUUGUCUGUAAAAUGUAAUAAAAAGAUGGAAUGCUGUCAUUCUUGCA
This is a messenger RNA of Sorghum bicolor (sorghum), 2483 nucleotides long. RefSeq names its product calmodulin-binding protein 60 C. Gene Ontology annotation, biological process: regulation of salicylic acid biosynthetic process. Gene Ontology annotation, cellular component: nucleus. The transcript is spliced from 10 exons. NCBI's taxonomy places the organism in Eukaryota, Viridiplantae, Streptophyta, Magnoliopsida, Poales, Poaceae. The record is from RefSeq and is a predicted model, not a curated record. Bases 230 to 2182 code for a protein of 650 amino acids. Gene Ontology annotation, molecular function: DNA-binding transcription factor activity; sequence-specific DNA binding; calmodulin binding.